AUGAAGGUUUCUUGCAGUACAAGCUUCCCGUUCUUGAUUCUCUUUCUCUUUGCGGCACAAUCUGUUGUCGUCUACGCCGGUAGCUUCCACAAAGACGUUCAGAUACAUUGGGGUGAUGGUCGUGGAAAGGUUCUAGACAAUCCUGGGAAUCUUCUUUCUCUCUCGCUCGACAAAUCCUCUGGUUCUGGUUUUCAGUCACAUCAGGAGUUUCUCUAUGGCAAAGCCGAGGUUCAAAUGAAACUUGUUCCUGGUAACUCUGCUGGAACAGUCACAACAUUCUACUUGAAAUCGCCGGGAGCUAUGUGGGAUGAGAUAGAUUUCGAGUUCUUGGGAAACAUAAGUGGUCAUCCGUAUACUCUCCACACUAAUGUUUACACAAAAGGAACAGGAGACAAAGAACAACAAUUUCAUCUAUGGUUUGACCCAACCGCUGACUUUCACACUUACUCCAUCACAUGGAAUCCUAAAAGGAUUAUUUUUACAGUCGAUGCAACUCCGAUUAGAGAGUUCAAGAACUCGGAAGCACUUGGAGUUCUGUUCCCAAAUGACCUACCAAUGAGGCUCUACGCAAGCCUUUGGGAAGCUGAGCAUUGGGCUACAAGGGGAGGAUUAGAGAAAACAGAUUGGUCAAAAGCUCCUUUCACUGCUUUCUACAGAAACUACAAUGUGGAAGGAUGUGUAUGGGCUAAUGGAAGAUCAUCUUGUCCAGCGAAUGCCCCAUGGUUCACUCAAGAACUCGAUGUUAAAGGAAAGAAUAGAGUGACAUGGGCACAGAGAAAGUACAUGGUCUACAACUAUUGCACUGAUAAGAAAAGGUUUCCUCAAGGUGCUCCUCCAGAGUGCAGUUAA
Messenger RNA from Microthlaspi erraticum, 849 nucleotides. The record is from the annotation of a GenBank genome assembly. NCBI's taxonomy places the organism in Eukaryota, Viridiplantae, Streptophyta, Magnoliopsida, Brassicales, Brassicaceae.